Molecule: messenger RNA, 1821 nt
Organism: Penicillium malachiteum
Lineage: Eukaryota; Fungi; Ascomycota; Eurotiomycetes; Eurotiales; Aspergillaceae
Product: beta-catenin-like protein 1
Exons: 9
Coding region: 1-1821 (606 amino acids)
Cellular component (GO): spliceosomal complex
Source: RefSeq, a predicted model, not a curated record
AUGACCAGCGUCGACGAGCUCUUCAAGAAACCUUCGGGUGCAGGAAGCUCCAAGCGCAAAUUCGAGCCCGUUCAAGAUCCGAGUACACCUCCCUUUGCUCGACCAAUAUGUUCGCAACCUCCAGCUAACAAGCCAUAUCUAGAUGAGCUCUACAAGGCAGCAAAACUCGACUCAAACGGCGAUGUAAGGUCCAAGGGAAAGGCACCUAUGGUGGAAGAUCAAAUGGAAGACGACGAUGGCGAAGCUGGUCCUGAAUUGCCCCCAGAUAUGGACGAGGAAGACAUCCCCGACGAUGAGGAAGGCCGCUUCUUUGGUGGAGGAAUGGAGCAGAAGACAGCUCAAGCGAUGCAUUAUAUUGAUCAACAGGAAACAGAUGAGGUAGCACCUGAGAAAUUCGACACAGCCUGGGUUCGGCGUUUCGCUCUGAACUUCGAAAGAAAUAUAUCAAAAAACUCCGAGCUUCGAGCUAAGUUUGACAACGACCCAAAAAAAUUCAUGACAUCUGAGGCCGACCUGGAUACUGAGAUCAAAGGACUUUCGAUCCUAUCGGAACAUCCAGAACUUUAUGAGGAAUUUGCCAAGCUGGGCUGUGUGGGCUCACUGAUCUCGCUACUUUCCCAUGAGAAUGCGGACAUUUCAAUCGAUGUUAUCCAACUCAUUAGCGAGCUUACAGAUGAGGAUGUCGAAGCAGAGCAGGAGCAAUGGGAUGUACUGGUCAAUGCUAUGAUGGAUGCGGACCUUAUUGAGUUGUUGAUGUCAAAUCUGACUCGUCUUGACGAGAAGCAGGAGACUGACAGAACUGGAGUUUAUUACGUUCUCAGUGUCCUGGAAAACUUGUCAUCGCAAACUGCUCUCGUUGAAAAGAUCGGACAAGACGCCUCCGUCAUGCCGUGGAUAUUGGCUCGCAUCCAACAAAAAGAGUCCCCCGUCACUCAAAAUAAGCAGUACUCGGCGGAAAUCCUGGCAAUCAUGCUACAGUCUUCCUCGAAAAAUCGGGACCGAUUCAUCAAGCUUGAUGGUGUUGAUGUGAUCCUACAGCUUCUAAGUCAAUACCGAAAACGCGACCCUGUGAAGGAUUCCGACGAGGAAGAAUUCGUGGAGAAUCUCUUCGAUUGUCUCAUUUGCCUCGUUGACGAACCGUCAGGCAAAGAGAAGUUUGUUGAAGCAGAAGGAAUCGAGUUGGCACAGAUUAUGCUCAAGGAAAGCAAGUUCAGUAAGCCACGAGCUCUAAGAGUCCUUGAUCAUCUCUUUGGUGGCCCCUCGGGGGCCCCAGCCUGUGAACACUUGAUUGAAGCAGCGGGUUUGAGGACAGUCUUCGGAAUGUUCAUGAAAAAGCAAGAGGGACAAAAUAUCGAACAUUUGCUGGGCAUUUUUGCUUCACUACUCCGACUUCUACCUGGCGGGUCGGCUGCUCGUAUCCGAACUCUAGCCAAAUUCAUGGAAAAGGAUUAUGAAAAGAUCGAGAAGCUUGUCAAGUUAAGGCGCGAGUAUGCUUCUCGCGUGGCUCCAGUCGAGCAAGCCAUUGAGAAGGAACGCAAGUCAUACUCACCUGAGGAGCAAGAAUUCAUGGCCAGCGAAUGGCUGUCUCGUCGGUUUGAUGUUGGCCUUUUCUCACUACAGACCAUUGACGUUAUUCUGGCAUGGCUGGUUGCCGAGGAUGAUGGAGCGCAGAAGAAGGUUGUCUCCCUUCUGGCAGACCGCGAUGAAGAUUUGUCUCUGGUCCGGGGUACCCUUAAAGAACAAUUGGACGGACUUACCGAUGAAGAUGCUGGACAAAAGGAGGUGAAGGAUAUGCUGAAUACUCUACUUCAGUUUGUAUAG